Molecule: messenger RNA, 1036 nt
Organism: Sclerotinia trifoliorum
Lineage: Eukaryota; Fungi; Ascomycota; Leotiomycetes; Helotiales; Sclerotiniaceae
Source: the annotation of a GenBank genome assembly
AAGACCUCCCACUCUCCCACAUGAAUUGCUUGCUCUGAUGUCCUUUGACACUGUACAUAGAAAGUUUGAGAAUUGCUUUUUUUUGUAUACACUUUUCCAAUAUGUCGCUAAUCUUCCGUCGUGGCCUUGCCACCGUAUCUCCUUUCAAAAGUGCUUCAAAAGUUGUAUGUAUCGGGAGGAACUACGCGUAUGUCUCCCCUCCCCCCACUUCUCUUCGAGAUGAGUUCAUCAAUUGAGGAGCUGCAAAGUAAGUAGAGUGACUGAUCUCAAUUGAAACAGAGACCAUAUCACAGAGUUGAAUAAUAGCAAGCCCAAACAGCCAUUCUUCUUCCUCAAACCACCUUCCUCAAUCCUUCCUCCAAAUGGUGGAGCUGUCAUCCGACCAAAGGGCGUAGAUCUACAUUAUGAAGUAGAAUUGGCCCUGAUCAUGGGGAAGCAGGUCAAGAAUCUCGAGCCAGAAAACGAGAAGGAGGCUUAUGAUUCUAUCGAAAGUGGGUGUUUUCGACUAAUCGACUCAAUCUUAUUUCUAAUCUUUGAAUUAUAUAGGUUACGCAAUGAGUAUUGAUAUGACUGCUCGUAACGCUCAAAACGAGGCAAAGAAGAAGGGUCUUCCCUGGGAUAUUGCGAAGGGAUUUGAUACCUUUCUCCCAAUGAGCAACAUCAUCUCCAAGUCUCAAAUUCCGGAUCCUCAUAAUGCCACCGUGUGGCUUACAGUCAACAAUGAGCACCGACAAAAGGACUCUACAGAAUUGAUGCUCUACCGAAUUCCUAGAAUAUUGAGCGAUAUCUCCAAGGUUAUGACUCUUGAAAAGGGUGACAUUGUCUUAACUGGUACACCAAAGGGAGUUGGGUCCGUGAAACCUGGAGAUGUUAUGAGAGUCGGCAUCAGUGUUGGAGGUAAGGAGUUGGUGGAAGGAAAGAUCGAAGUUGCAGUUGAGGAAUCGACGAGUACAUAUGAAUUCAAGGAGACUUGAACACGUUACGUUUAUACUAUUAUCAGGAUACCCGAAGAUAGGCAUAAUGAGUUAAGUUUAGA